AGCGAUAUAAAGUUAUUAAAUAUUGAUUUAAAUUUUAGUUGAACACUCCGCAAUGGAAACUGAUAAGGAAAAACAAAGCGAUGAGCUCAUGAAUCGCAUUCGGAACGAGCUUACCGCUAUAUUAUCUCAAGAGGCUGCGGAUGAUUCCGAUAGGGAGGCGUCACAGGAACUGCUCCUGAGUCCCAAUCCGCUGCCCAUUUUCGGGCCCAUAAGGAAAACCAGGACAGCAAAAUCGAGGAAGUCCAAGAAGAACAAUAGUAAGACCUCCUCCUCGUCCGCUGGCAGUACAAAGAGUUCGUCGUCGGGCAACAGAUCAUCUGAAGAUCGUUUAACUGGAGGUGGAGCCGAGGAAAAGGCUUCGGAUCCGGUCUCCACAUCCUCGAGCUUUUCGAUAAGAUCAGGAUAUGACGCACCGCCCAUGGAUGCCAGUGCCCGUGCCGACUUCCUGGAAUCGCACGCGGCCAAAAGCAUCGACGACGAUGUCCGGAAGAUGCAGCUGGAGCUGAAGCAAAGCUACGAGCUCUUCCAGGGCAUUGGCGAGAAAUUGGAGUCGGUUAGCUUCACGGGCUUGAAGGACCGCAUAAGGGACCUGCACUUGAACGAAUCCAACAACGAGUUGGGCAAGGCGACGACUGCAGAGCUGCAGAUGAUGUUCGACCAGCGUUUCCUGCAGAAUCGCCUGGACAAGCUAUCCACGGACGCCACGCAGGGAUUCCGUCGUCAUCCCGGCGAAUUCGGCGACAUUCCCGAGCUGAGCACCUUCUUCCAGGCAUGCACUCAGCUGGAACGCGGACUGGAUGCACUGCGUCAGCAGCGGCGGCGCAACAGCGAGCUGGAGAAGCGUCUGUGCUGGGCCACCGAAAUCGCAUACGAUCGCAUGGACGAGAUUCGGAACGCGGUUGGCUCGGAUCCGGAAAAGAACUUCUGAAUAGGUGACAUGUAAUUACAUUUUUGGUUCGCCCUAAGGUUCAUUACCCGCACACACACACACAUGCAAACACGCACAGGUGCAAUACAUAUGCGUUUAUCCCACACUCACGGGCGAU
Drosophila mauritiana is the source of this 1046-nucleotide messenger RNA. RefSeq lists its product as uncharacterized. Lineage: Eukaryota; Metazoa; Arthropoda; Insecta; Diptera; Drosophilidae. Bases 53 to 928 code for a protein of 291 amino acids. The record is from RefSeq and is a predicted model, not a curated record. The transcript is spliced from 2 exons.